GUAUUCAAAUUUCAAAUGUUCAAAAUAAGUGCAAAAUUACAAACACGAUUGUGUACAAUUUAUGAGAUAUUUUAUUGUUGUUUGUUAAUAUUUUUCGUACUAUUAAAAAUGCCUUUAAUAUUGAUGGUUGGUUUUCCGAGUAGUGGUAAAACGACGAGAGCUCGUGAAAUUCAAAAAUUCUUUACGGAGCAACAGCACAAAGAAGUUAUCUUAAUAUCGGAUAAUGAAAUUAUGUCAAAUAUGAAUAUAGACAAGAAUGUUUUGUAUUUAGAAAUGAAGAAAGAAAAAGAUCUCAGGUCAAAAUUGCAUUCUGAUGCCUUAAAGAGUUUAACAAAAGACAAUGUUGUAAUAUUGGAUUCUGGAAAUUUUAUUAAAGGAUUUAGAUAUGAAUUGUAUUGUUCUUCUAAAAGUUUGAGUACACCAAAGUGCUUAGUUGUGUGUGAUAUUUCAUCUGAAAAAGCUUGGGAGCUAAAUGAAAACAGAACUGAACAAGAAAAAUAUACAAGGAAAACAUUUAAUGAUCUUGUUAUGAGAUAUGAAGAACCAAAUCAUUCAAAUAGAUGGGAUUCCCCAUUAAUAAAUUUACAAUUGGAUGACACUUUGCCCGCCGAAGAAAUCCGAAAAGCAAUUUUUGAAGUCGCUGCUCCUGUACCAAAUCAAUCAACAAUAAAUGCUCCAUUAAAUUCAAGUUCAUAUUUGUAUGAUUUAGAUCAAAAAACACAAGAAGUAAUUAACUCGAUUAUACAGUUGAAGAAACAAGGCGUGGAAGGAGAGAAUAUUGAAUUAGUCGAUUAUGAAGGGAAAUAUCUGAACAAAUUGGAUAAGAGUAUCUCAUUAGUGCAGCUUGCAAAGUCUAGGAAACAGUUUCUAUCGUAUGCCAAAAGCCACGUUUCAAUUACAAAUGACCAAACAAAUAUUGUUAAUAUGUUUAUACAGUUCCUGAAUAAGUCUGUUACUUGUUGAAAAACAUUAUUAUUAUUUAUUUAUUCAUUGGAGUAGGUAAGACCAUAGGAUUUUCCUCUAUAUUAAUAUUAUGAUGACAUAUUAGCAUUUUGUUUUAUAUUUGCCUCCUCACUGUGAGGAGCAUGGCAUGCUCAAAAUGUACUUUAAUAGAAUGAAUGGAUCUUUGUGAUGAUGAUUUGGGACCAAGUAAUGUAGUUUGAGAUUGAUCACUUAACGUUUUAUUGUGGUGUUUCACCCAGAAUUUUAAAUAUUGAAUUGACAACUGCAUUAAAUAAUUUGUUUCACUUCUCUGACCUUAUAGUACAUAACCUAACAUAACUUCUUUGCGAUUUAUUUAAAAUUGAAUAAUAUGUUCAUCCUAACACCUAUUUUACAUUACAUAAUGUCAUUGACUUUAAUUAGUGUUCAGUAUUUCAGUACUAUGUAAACUAUUUAUUUUCAAUGGUUAUGUUUGAUUGUUUGUAUUGUUAAUAAAUAAUAAUUCUAUAAAC
This is a messenger RNA of Acyrthosiphon pisum (pea aphid), 1454 nucleotides long. RefSeq names its product KTI12 protein homolog. The transcript is spliced from 7 exons. Bases 16 to 963 code for a protein of 315 amino acids. The record is from RefSeq and is marked validated. NCBI's taxonomy places the organism in Eukaryota, Metazoa, Arthropoda, Insecta, Hemiptera, Aphididae.